Messenger RNA from Sparassis crispa, 1344 nucleotides. RefSeq names its product Probable 1-acyl-sn-glycerol-3-phosphate. Gene Ontology annotation, molecular function: 1-acylglycerol-3-phosphate O-acyltransferase activity. The record is from RefSeq and is a predicted model, not a curated record. Gene Ontology annotation, cellular component: membrane; endoplasmic reticulum. The coding region runs from base 1 to 1344 and encodes 447 amino acids. Gene Ontology annotation, biological process: phosphatidic acid biosynthetic process. Lineage: Eukaryota; Fungi; Basidiomycota; Agaricomycetes; Polyporales; Sparassidaceae. The transcript has 3 exons.
AUGCGCCUUGUGUGGACGGGAAGACUCGACCGGACAAUUGCCUUUUCGAGAGAGAGCAGCUCUGCUGAUGGCGCGCUUAAACGUACUGCUCGGCGUGCGAGUCGCAGUCGUGCACGCUCUUUCAUCCUCCUCCAUCUCCUCAUCGCCGUGCUCGUCACUGUCAUUCACGACGAUCAGCACCUGUGCUCGUCGUUGUGCUCGACGGCCAUGUCCUUUGUCACCUGCGUCGUAAAACCGGCCGCCUACGUCUCCCUUCCUCUCUUCGCCCUGCAUACCCUCUCCAAAUCCUCCGCAAUCGCCCGCUACUAUGUCCGGAUCGCGUUAUUCCUCUCCACACUCAGCGUGUGCUCCGUAUGGGGCAUCUUGGCUGCCCUUGGGUUGUCCGUCGUAGGACGCCGCCUCGAUACCUCCUGGGUCGUUGCACGCAGCUUCUACUACCUGUGCAACCGGGCAGUCGGAAUCCGUUUCAUCGUCGAGGGCGGGGAGCAUCUCGAGACCCGACCCGCGGUCCUUGUCGGAAACCACCAGAGCAUGCUCGACAUCCUCUACAUCGGAAGAAUAUUCCCCCGACGCGCGUCGAUCAUGGCGAAAAAGAGCCUGCAGUGGGUUCCCCUUCUUGGCCAGUUCAUGACGCUCUCCGGCGCGGUCUUCAUCGAUCGCGGUAACAAUGCCAAGGCCGUUCGUUCGCUCACUGCUGCGGGAGAGAUUAUACACGCGCGCCAUAGUUCUCUUUGGGUAUUUCCAGAGGGCACGCGUUCCAUGCGCGAGUACCAUGACAUGCUGCCACUCAAGAAGGGCGCGUUCCACACUGCCGUGCAGGCCGGUGUGCCUAUCAUACCCGUCGUAUGUGAGAACUACUGGAGAUUGUAUCACAAGGGUGUCUUCGAGAGUGGCACGCUCAAAGUACGCGUUCUUCCACCCAUUUCUACAGAGGGCCUUACUGCUGCCGAUGUCUCCGCCCUUGCUGUGCACGUACGCGAGCUGAUGAUCGUAGCUUUACGCGAGAUAUCAGUCCCCGCAGCGUCCGACAAGAAAGCGGAACCCUCAUCAGCGUCAGAGCCAUCUCUAGCAACAGCGCCGUCAGAAGAAUCCGAGCCACAUCAUGUAGAGCCCGCCGAAUCGUCCGUCAUUUCCUCGCACCCCGUCGAACCCACAGAUCACCCCGAGCCGGAGUCCCAGUCCCAGUCCCAUUCUCGUGCAGAGAGCCGUGCGGAGAGCUACGCGUCUGAGGAGACCUCAGCAUCAUUAGUGGGAAGCAGGAUAGACGGGAGCGAGACCGGUACCGAGACUGAGGAAGACGAUGGCAUGGUGCUUGUUGGGCAUCCAAGUAGCGGCUCCACGUGA